This is a messenger RNA of Macadamia integrifolia, 1483 nucleotides long. Its product is annotated as pentatricopeptide repeat-containing protein At3g46790, chloroplastic-like. The record is from RefSeq and is a predicted model, not a curated record. The transcript is spliced from 2 exons. Lineage: Eukaryota; Viridiplantae; Streptophyta; Magnoliopsida; Proteales; Proteaceae. Gene Ontology annotation, molecular function: protein binding; RNA binding. Gene Ontology annotation, biological process: RNA modification. The coding region runs from base 63 to 1094 and encodes 343 amino acids.
UUUUUUUUCUUUUUUUUUUUCUUUUUUUUUUGGGUAAUGGAAAUAAUGCCCUAACGGACCAAAUGAUCAAUAUAAAAGGAAUUAUAUUCCCACUUAACAGUCCGCAGGAAACGCCCUUCUCCUCAUGGCCUGAGGUUCUUGCCAUCAUGCAUCCUCUCCAACACAUAAUCCCCCAAUACUCUUCCCUGGUUGAAUCUUGUACGUCCACUAAGAAUCUAAACACCCUAAGAAAAAUCCACGCACAAAUCGUGACCGUGGGAAUCUCCCACCACGACUUCAUCAGAGCGAAGCUCGUGUCUUCCUACGCCGCUUGCUCACAGAUGCACGAAGCUGCCUUCAUCUUCUCCCGCACAAACCGUCAAUCCACCUUCCUCUACAACUCCAUGAUCAGAGGAUACGCUUCUCUCAACCUCUUCCGUCAAGCCCUCGCCGUCUACCGUCAUAUGCUCCUCGCCGGCAACCAACACGACCGGCGUACAUUUCCCUCCGUCCUCAAAUGCUGCGCCGGCCUCUCCGCACUCCACCUCGGUUGCCAGGUACACGUGGCCGUCUUAGCCCACAGCUUCACCGACGACUUGGCUACCUCCAACGCGUUAGUGACGAUGUACUCCAAGUGUGGUGACCUGAGGACCGCUCGCCAGGUGUUCGACGAAAUGACUGAGAGAAACUCGGUCACUUGGUCAGCAAUGAUAGCUGGGUACGGUAUGCACGGGCGAUCCACGGAAGCUGUGCGGCUGUUCGAGGAGAUGCUAUAUGUGGGCGAGUCGCCAGACGCAGUUACCUUCACAACGGUCUUGACGGCGUGCAGUCACGGAGGGUUGAUGGAGUUGGGACGGAGGUUGUUUGAGAUGAUGGAGGAAGGGAAGUUUGGGGUGGGGCCUGGGUUGGAGCAUUACACGUGUAUGAUAGAUAUGUUGGGUAGAGCUGGACAUGUGGAGGAGGCGGAGGCGUUGAUUGAGAGGAUGGUGGUGGAGCCCGACGAGGCAUUGUGGGGUGCGUUGUUGGGAGCAUGUAGGUUGCAUGGGAAGAUAGAGGUGGCUGAGAGGGUAGCCGAGAAAGUCUAUAGCAAAAGGCUCUGGAUAGCAUCUCAGUGAAUCAUUCAUGUCAUAUAUGGUGGAAAGCCCACCCCAAAAGCAUGAGUUGAGAGUACUGGCUUUUUAGAUUAACAAAUCUUGAUGGUAUGAUUAUUACUACUCUGGGUGAUUAUCUCUUGGAGGAAUCUCUAUUGAAGAAAGUACACGAGUUUCUUACUUGAAAGCUGAAGGGUUGGCACAUUAAGGAAGUUUGGAGUAAUUCUAAAGAAUUAGAACACCUAUUUAUUUACCAUACAUCCACAUCAUGGCCUUGUAGCAUUACCCCCGCCCCCUCUUCUUAGGUAUCUAUGACCUUUUCCCCGCCAUCUGUUUUUGGCUUAGGCCCAAAAAUGACGUAGUUGUUCUUUUGCUCAAUCAGCCCAACCUUUGUGUCAAUAUGUUAUUCAGGC